This is a messenger RNA of Brassica rapa (field mustard), 1431 nucleotides long. RefSeq names its product RING-H2 finger protein ATL70. NCBI's taxonomy places the organism in Eukaryota, Viridiplantae, Streptophyta, Magnoliopsida, Brassicales, Brassicaceae. The record is from RefSeq and is a predicted model, not a curated record. Gene Ontology annotation, molecular function: transferase activity. Gene Ontology annotation, biological process: protein ubiquitination.
ACUCUAUAUAUUUGAUUACUAAUUACAAAAAAUGAAUUAGCAAAAACGACAUAAUCAAUGAUCUGUUACCGCUUUUUUUUUCACUAAACGUGAUUGUUGUUUAAUUAAAGACUUAAAAUUCAUCUAUAUAUGUUCUUUCCGAACUAAUUGUUUUUAACCACAUCAUAUAUAAUACGAUUGAAAUCAACAAACUUGAUCUCAUUUGGGUCAAAAUCUUAUCAUGACGUAAAUUAAAGAAUUAAUGUGUCUAUGCUUAUUCAACUUACCGUUACAAUAUUAUUAUUAUAUAUACUAGCAGUUUCAUAUACGGAUGUUAUUACUAAAUCCAAAAGUCACACCAUGCUUGCUUUGUCAAGCUUUCUUAUCUUCAUUCACAUGCAUCUCCUCUCUCUUUCUAACAGCGUUGACUUUUGAUAAUCUCAAGAUGCUUCAGUUUACAUGUCUUAUAAUCAGAUAGCUGACCAAACAUCUCUAUUAUCUCUCUUCUUCCUCCUCCAAAUCCCAACAAACCGCAACCGCCCAUGAACACCUUCCAACCGCCUCCACCCCCGCCGAUUCCAGGCUACAACCACCUCCUAGGUACGGACGACAUAGGAGGAUUCAGAUACGGAAUUGGAGUCUCCAUAGGAGUGCUCCUCCUCAUCACCACAAUCACCCUCACCUCCUACUUCUGCACACGUAGACAGCUUUCUUCUUCACCUUCGCAAACAAGUCAAGACUCAACACGGGUUCACCACCAUCUCCACCACCAUGUCAUCAUCGACGUCGUCCCGGGUCUUGACGAGGACACCAUUCAAAGCUACCCGAAGCUCCUCUACUCCGAAGCAAAGGGAAGCUCAACGUCGUCGUGUUGUUCAAUAUGCUUAGGAGACUACAAGGGGAAUCAUCUGCUGCGGCAGCUACCAGAUUGUAACCAUCUCUUCCACCUCAAAUGUAUCGACACGUGGCUUAGACUCAAUCCUACAUGUCCUGUUUGUCGGACUUCGCCGUUUCCGACUCCUCUCCCCACUCCCGUCGCCGAGGUUGUCCCCUUAGCCUCCACCGUUGCCACCACUAGGAUGUCCUAAUUAUUUGCAUUUAUAGCUGAAUAAUCCUGAAACGAAGUCAAGCCUAAUCUUCGGGGUACUUUUCUUCUUGAAUUCUUGUUUAGUUCUUUGUAUAUUUUAUUUUUGGUCUCUAACUGAUCAUUGUACAUAUUCUUUGAAACCAAUGAUCUCUAAAUGAAAGGAAAAUAAGGGUAAGGUUCACAAUUUUUGAUGAAUAAACUGCUUUGAUUUUUUUGUCAAGUUGAAUUCUACAUACGUAGAAAGAGAUAAUAAUUUAAGUCGUGUUGAAAAUCGUGGAGAGGGACUUGAAAUAUGUUUAUUCAUUCUUGGAUUGAACUUUUGGUCUCUUGCCAUAUCAUUCAAAUAAAAAAAAUACUUGAGACGU